This is a messenger RNA of Aspergillus bombycis, 756 nucleotides long. Its product is annotated as ER membrane complex subunit EMC3. Gene Ontology annotation, cellular component: EMC complex; membrane. NCBI's taxonomy places the organism in Eukaryota, Fungi, Ascomycota, Eurotiomycetes, Eurotiales, Aspergillaceae. The coding region runs from base 1 to 756 and encodes 251 amino acids. Gene Ontology annotation, biological process: protein folding in endoplasmic reticulum. The transcript has 6 exons. The record is from RefSeq and is a predicted model, not a curated record.
AUGGCCUUACAAGGGGUCGAGCAGACGAUUCUUCGGGAUCCAGCUUUAUUUUAUUGGAUCCUGUUCCCGAUUACCAUUGUUAUGAUACUCACAGGUAUCCUUCGUCACUAUGCUACCGUUUUGAUGAACACUCCCCCUAAGCCCGCGUCCACUCUGGCCGAAUCCCGCGAGCGUCUCUCACUCCUGCGCGGUGUCAAUCUCCGCAACAAUGCCCCAGCAGUUCUCUCGAAAGAUGCAUUUGAAAUGCGCAAGAACUAUCUGGUCUCUGCGUACCAAAGUGGCGAGUUCCUAAAGGACCCGGCCAGCCGCGGUCAGCCCCCAGCAAAUCCGAUGACGGACUGCGGGCAUGGAAGCUAUGAUGGCUGGAUUAAUGCCUUCUUUUCUGGCUUCGUUAUCCUCAAACUGCCGUUCCCCCUCACCAUCCGGUUCAAGUCUAUGCUUCAGUCUGGUGUUAUGACUCGGGACUUGGACGUUAGGUGGGUAUCCAGUCUGUCAUGGUACUUCCUGAACUUGUUUGGGCUUCAGUCUGUAUUUGGAUUCAUUCUGGGUAGCGACAAUGCUGCGAACCACAUGUCACAACAAAUGGCUACUAUGAACCCUGCGAUGGGGGCCAAUCCAUUCCAGCCUGGUCAAGAUCCCGAUAAAUUGUAUCGAAGUGAAGCAGAGAACUUGGAAGUCAUGGAGCAUUUUUGCAUCCUAGAUGGCAUUGAGGACAGAAUACUGCACAACAUUGCUUCAAAGGAGGGCCUCAUUUGA